Pelobates cultripes (western spadefoot toad) is the source of this 1385-nucleotide messenger RNA. Lineage: Eukaryota; Metazoa; Chordata; Amphibia; Anura; Pelobatidae. The record is from the annotation of a GenBank genome assembly.
AUGACAUCGGACUGUCCCGCCAUCACAGCUGGUGGAGAGCGAGUGGUGCGAUCCUGCCAACUGCCAUCUUUAUUUAUAUGUGAGGGUAAAGAAGGUAGGUCUCAGUAAUAUUACCUACUAGCAUAGUGAAGGGUGGGCUAACUUUGGGUAUUGCAGCCCUUCGGCCUACGUUUCCCAAGAUUCUUCCGCAGCCGUAAGGCAAUUGAAGCUAUCAAUGCCUUUGGUUCCAUAGGCUGCCAUCACUAUGUUGCUACAGCGAAGGGAUUUUUUUUGUAAUCAGAUAUUUUCCAUAUUUCAUAUUCUUUCAUUUACGCAGCCACAGCAAAUCAACGCAAUCCCAAUCCUCACAAAACAAAUUGCUUAAAAAUAGCGUAGCGGAUCGGAAUGGCGUACAAUUGCUGUGUACCAUGUGCAAACUAAUUACAGGAACGACAAUCCGCACAACAAAGAACAUUUUCAUAGAAUAGCUAAAUGAACAUUGUACUGCACUCUGGGAUAUGUGGAUGCUUUAUACAUUAUGUUGAUACCACACUUGCUUUAAUCACAUUUUUCAUAUAACAAGCAACGAGAGUUCUGAGCUCUCUGAUGUUAAUUUUGAGCAUAUUUGGCGACUGCCGUCCGCACACAUGGAAUGUUGGCGACUGACAAUCAAUGGCGCUCGCACAUUCCAUGCUGCUCACGUCCUCCCCUGAGCCCGCUUUUCAUGCGAGGGGGAGUGAUGCCACUACAGGGGGAUCGGGCUGCCGGGAGAACAUGGCCUCAGCGUCGGAUCUCAGUUCAGUUUAUCCUUUAAUUUCUUUAUUAUUAUUUUUCACGGUCGGACACCAUACCAGCCUGGGUUACUACAACCAAAGCAGUUCUCAUUUAAUAAGAUUUUGUUUGAUUUCUCCCGUAGGUUUGCUAAGUCGCUGCCCGGUGGAUCCAAAAUGGCAGCAUUGGCGAGGGAGCUGUUAUUUCCAGGAUCCUUCGCUCUCGGUGAGCUGGCAAGAGGCUCGGCUAAUCUGUAACAGUUAUAAAGGGACACAGCUCCUGUACUUAACAUCAACCAAGGAAAAGGUGAAAAGUUAUUUCUAAAUUCUAAACAGAGAAUUGCGCAGAAUUGAGAACUGAUGUAAAAUUCAUAAGAAAAAAACUGCGUCGGAAACAAAUUUAAAUGUUAAAACGUUACCGUUCAUGUUCAGUGAGUAUAUCCCUGAAUCGACUUAGUCCCAGAGUAAAUAAAGUGUAAAUAAUAAUAAUGUAAUAAUAAUAAAUCUUCUCUCUUCCAGAACGCGGUCUGCUCCUUGUUUAAAGGGUCUUCGUGGACAGGACUCAAUGAUCAGAACGUGGAGUCCGUGUUUGUAUGGACCACGGGAGAGUCGAUCAGCCCAGAGGUUGCGCAGUGA